Exophiala xenobiotica is the source of this 3058-nucleotide messenger RNA. RefSeq lists its product as uncharacterized. Bases 208 to 2484 code for a protein of 758 amino acids. The record is from RefSeq and is a predicted model, not a curated record. Gene Ontology annotation, cellular component: cytoplasm. NCBI's taxonomy places the organism in Eukaryota, Fungi, Ascomycota, Eurotiomycetes, Chaetothyriales, Herpotrichiellaceae. The transcript has a single exon. Gene Ontology annotation, biological process: cellular response to oxidative stress.
AAAGCCGCGUCCUCGUCCUUCAGCUUACCAGUCGCUUGAGAACUCGCCGUCAUCGAAGCUGGCUGCUUGACCAAAAAGCCAUAAGGAAGAGCAGCCAGCAAGAUCCAGAUCUACCAUUCCACUUAUCUCGCUGCCAUUGCCUGAUUAUUUGAACAGCUGCACAUCCCACCUUCCAAUCCUACGCCAUUUCUGCUUGACUUGACCAACAUGGCUGAUCAGUCUUCACAAGAAGAUCCGCUGGUGGCAGCUUUACCCCCUGCUACAGACUACAUGACCUACUUGACCUUACUGGAAUAUCAGCUAACCCCGCAAAAUCUACCCACCCUAAGCAGGCUUCUCUCCGAAGAUGACGGUAAAUUGGUAGAAGAAAUCGGCUGGGAUCUGCUCAGGCUCGUCCUUCCGAUGUUGAGUCAUGCUCCUGACGAGGCCAACCAAUGUCUGGAAUUCAUAGCUCGCAAAGGCAAUCCUCGGGAAGUGGUUGUCCGCGUAGCUGAGGAGCUUGAAAAGCUAGGUGACCGAGUCGAAGACGAAGACUUUGACCAAGAAGCUGAUGAUGACGAAAUGCGAACCUUUGCUGGCGAAGCACCGCACGUCCAUCUGGGUGCUAUGAAGCUCGACGGCAUGCCGCAGGCUAAACAGUCUGUCGAAACAGGCCCCGCCGACAGCGAUGUGGACCAGAAGCCACCUUCUUCACUCAAAGAAUUAAAGCUUCGAGCUUUGUUCAACAUGCUUGGUGCUCUUCAUCCCAGGAUCAAGACACAAUAUCCCAGCCGAUUCCUUGCUACCUCUCUUCCAGCGGCUUUAGGUGCAUACAGACAGAUACCAAUCUCUGCGGCGACGACUACCGCUUUUCUGACGAUGCUAGAGACCUUGUCUGGGAAGACACGGCCUCCACUUCCGCCGCGUGCGGGUAGUGCAGCUGUCACCACCAGAACUUCUGGUGGUCAGACGCAAGGCGUGACACCCGCACCCGCGCCGUUGCCUGAUCCGGAAGCCAAAGCAGAAGAGGAAGAAACGGGUGGCAAAGUGCCAUCUGGAGAAGAAAAAGCCAUCAUAUUCCGCCUCCUGAACGCGGUCAUGCUCGAAGUAUUGGACGAAUAUCUAUCCUCGCUCACAUCCAGCGAACAUCCAUCCAUGUCAUGGACUGCUCGGCUCAGGGAAACCUUCGAACCACAACGAGUACUAUCCGGCAGAUCCACCGAGACCCAGCUAUGGCAAGAGACAGAAGACCUCAAACAGCGAGACGCACUGCUCGCCAGAUUCCACAAACUUGCUAUGGAGAUGAACAUCAAUGCCAGCCAGGAAAUCCAAAAACUCGUCGCAGACGAAGACAACGUCGAAAAUCCAGACGAGCCUGAGGAGGAAGCCUCGGAAUACCCGAUUUCCCCUUCUCAAAUCCCCUUCCCCAGGAACGGCGUAAUUUUCCUGCACGCCUUUACGACCUUCUCGGACCCUCUCGACGCACCCCUGGCCCUGUCCACGAGCGACUUGACCAAACUGAUUGCGCACGGAUUCCCGCUCAGCGCAACACCAACCAUACCUUCUCCAGUAGUGCAGGACUCCCUCCUGUCCCUGCUCUACCGCCACGCCAUACCACAUUCCGAACCCAAUCCAAACCCUCAUCCACCGCCCUCAGCUGCCAAAUUCCUGCUCCUCAUCAGCACGCUAACCCAGCUCUUCACCACUACGCCCUGGGCCAGCCUGCGCGACUCAUCGCACUACAUCGCAUCUAAACUCCUGCACGCCUACCCGGACGCCGAUGUCCGUCUGCAAAUCAUUACACAAACUCUGCGCGGCGACACGCUGAGCACAAACUGGGCCGAAACGUUCGAGGAAGACCCGGCCACCGAACCGGGCAUCGACGAAGAAACGGGCCUCACAAGAAGCACGUCCGCGCUCCAACCUCACCCGAUCCCUCUUGCGCCGCUACAACAACUCGGUGCCCUCAAAGCCGUAGGCGUGGACUGGCUGAAAGAUGAAUUCGCAACGUCUAUCAAGGACAAGGCAUCAGGUCUUGGUCUCGGUCUCGACCCGGCGAUCCUCCUCGCAUCGACGACCGGUUCGGACUCGCCAGCACCCCUCGUCGACCUGCUCUUCCCCGCGGAUCUGGCGACCUUGUCACUCAGCGACUCCGACUCAUCAAACGACCAGUCCCAGAACACCUUGUGGUCGUUCCUCCUCGACAUACCCUUCUUCAUCUCCGGACUCAACCUGCUGUGCGUCAUCCUCCCGCACCUGCAGUCCGCGCUUGACCUGAACAUCCGGGCCGCCAAGCAUGUCGCGGCACUGAGCGAGUCGUCCAACUUCCUGUUCGCGCUUCUGCAGCAUGGCACCUCUACCUCUACGUCCCAGGGUAAUCCGGCUGAUGACAACAACAACAACAACAAGGGGUUCCUCGAAGAAUGUCGCGCGGAUAUAUUCGCACUCGAGGACGCGUGUGCCCGCGCCACGGCUGCACUGGAACGAACUACUGAGGCCGCCUGAUCGAGCGCAAGGCGGGGCCCACCAACCCGGGAUCGCUGAUAUGGUAUGGCAAGAGUAGUGUUAUCGGAGUCGGAGGCUGAGGAUCUCUGAUGGUCUGGGGACUGGGAUGCAGUCAAGCAUUUCAAGAAUCUUUGCGUCACAAAAGUCCGGUCACAUGGUGGCUCAUUCACCGCUGGUGUGUAGAUUUGAAGGUCAUACCCCAAAUCGUCAAAUCAUCGAAUCAUGGAAAAAUGGAAUAGUGUAUCAUGCAUAGUGUGCGGAAAUGAAAAAGUUAUUGACAGAUUGACAGGUUUCGCACUUCAUCCAUCCCUUACAGAGUACAGUGGCCAGAGACGUUCAUGGAGUUGUUUAUUCAUUCCUCAUUGUAUCAAAGGGUAAAGCAUUAUCGACAGUCUGGAAUUUCAUUCAAUCUUUCUAGAUAUUUAUACCUGGCAUCACCAGAACUCCACAAGAAUGUGCAAAAAAGCAUGCCACCGACGACAUUGUCCAAGCAGUAAUAAUCAGAAAGCUCCUCGCUCGAAUGGCGCCAUCUAAAUCGGUCAAAGGAGGAGAAGAGGAGGUUUUCGGAAGGCCC